Messenger RNA from Cryphonectria parasitica EP155, 1461 nucleotides. RefSeq lists its product as uncharacterized. The transcript is spliced from 3 exons. The record is from RefSeq and is a predicted model, not a curated record. Lineage: Eukaryota; Fungi; Ascomycota; Sordariomycetes; Diaporthales; Cryphonectriaceae. Bases 223 to 1461 code for a protein of 412 amino acids.
CUCAACAUUCGAACCGAGUCAAGGCUGCUCGUGGGUGCUCUUUUCCAACGUGGGCAUUCACAAAAGCCUGGGCGGGCGGGAACCUAUGUCAACAACAUGGGGGCUUCAAGUUUCGUAUCUGCUCUGCAUGGGUCAUUACGGCCGUGCAGAUACCAGAAUCAGUCCAACAUAUUGGAUUCCGUUGCUAACAUGAUAUGCUAGGUCCAGCAUUCUGUGGUCAGAAUGGCCGACAUGGCGGCCCUGGCAACAACGUCCGUAUCACAGGACAACCUUGACAUCACAGGAGCCCAGGUCAUUCUCGGAUGGCGAAAGCCUGACGGUCUCAUGUGUUAUCUGCCGUCCACCGACGCCAGCUCUACUGAGACUGGCCACGUCACGUUGGAUUGCCACUUUCGUCCCUUGUCCAAUACAGCGUCGCUCAGGCUUCGGGCUCCUAUCCUCCUCAAAGGCCUAGGCCGGAAGGUUACACCCUUGUUCCUUUUCGUUGCCCCGGAGCGAAUCCAGUCUCUCGUCUACGAGCAUGUUGAGGAAAAUUCUGGCCCUGAGGUGCUCCAUGCGGCACUAGGCAAUGGGGGCAUCGCGUCGCUGCAACUGAGACUGAAACACCCUGCCGACCUAGUCGUCCCUCCUCUUGAGCCUCUGGUCCCGAAAAAGAAGGCCUACUGGGAUGUACUUGAUUCGUUGAAGAUGCUUGCCCAGGAGACCGAAUUUGUUAUCUAUGUGAAGCAGGACCGCAUGCCCUCAACAGACCGUUUGUCGCCAUUUUGUCAGGCCGUGGCGGCGGGAAGCUUGACUACGAGCACUGUACAUGCCGAUGUAUCCAGGCUUUAUGACGGCAAGGGAGGCAAGCUUCUCGAGAGCGAGAGCCUCGCUGUUCCCGCACCGGGCACAAUACACUCUCCACCAUCAUAUGAUGAGCUUACUGCUCCUCCACCAGCACUCACUAUAGAGAAAGAGCCAUCGCAGCCGUCACACCAAGAGGCCCCUGCCAGUGGUAGCAAAAAGCGGCGUAGAACAAGCAGCAGUGCAGAAGAGGCCGCCACACGUGAAAAUGCGCGAUGUGAGCCCAACGUUGAUACUGUGUAUGUCGAGGCCAUCUGCCGGAAGUUACUGGGCGAGAUGAACGCCAAGUGGCGCGAAGAAAGCGACCAGCUGCGCAGUGAGUUGCGGCAGAUGGAGACACGGAUGAAAGACUGGGUGGACGAGCGUCUGAGUGCGCAUGCGACCGAGCUCCGGGAUGAGAUGCAGCGGACGAAUGUCCAACAACAGAAUCAAGUGCAUGACGAGGUGCACGAGGCCAGACUUGAAUUACAAGAGGCCAGGGACGAGGCCCAAGCGACCGCAGAGAGGCUAGAAGAAGUCAUGGUGGAGGUGAAGGCUGUCGGAGAUGAAGUGUCUGACGUCGUAGAUGGCAGAUUAGAUGAGCGAUUGGAGCACCUCCGCGGCGAGUUGGAAGAUUGA